UGCUCAGCAUCCUCGGCAAGGCGAUGCGACUCUGACCCCUGGCAACCUGCUGCAGCCAUCGCAAACAUGGGCAGGAGCCAGGGUGCCUGGAGGCGGCAGGUGGUCAAAGCCCGUCCCAAAGCUCCGGCGGCCGGCAGCUCUAUCCCCAGCUUGCAGCCCCUGCCUGCAUGGAUGAGACUGUACUUCUACGGCAUGCACGGCCUGACACUGGAUGUAGUGACCUCCUGUGUCCGGCGCUUCCCUAACAGCCAGGACUACAGCCUGCUGGGCUUCUCUUCUCCCUACCGCUGCCUGCUGCACGCCAUCACGCACUUCGCCCUGGAGAAGAUCUAUCUCCAGAGGAAGAGCUUCCCGGACAGUGCCCUGGCUUUCCACUUCGUCUUUUAUCCGUCGGUGUUCGUGGGCCUGCAGAUCCUGUUGAGGAAGACGUUGCUGCAGUGCUGUCCGCAGGAGCGGGCAUUCAGCGCGGCCGAGCUGGGGCUGCAGUACGCGCUGGCGGUCUAUCACUCACAGGUCUUCCUCAGGACCUUCCUGCGGCUGCAGUACCAGCAGGGCUGGGAGGGGCAGACGGCGCACUGCGCCAGUGCCAGCGGGGUCAGUGCUGGACGCAGGCUGUCAGUGUUCCUGCGCUUCAUUUUCUUCGGUAUGCACGGCUUCCUGGACGAGGUCCUCUUCACCUCCGUCUUCAACGUGCUGGAGAAGCCGGGCAGCCCAAUGAGCGGACACACGUCCCUGUGGUCCUUCUUUAUGUACGGGAGCUGCAGCCUGGUGGUGGAGAAGCUCUACUUUUACCUGUGCUACACCAGAGGAUGGGGACCCUGGAAGCGUCUCCCGGUCUACAUUCUCUUUGUCUACACAUGGGAGUUCUCCUGGGGCAUAGGGUUACGCACCUGCAACGCUUGUUCGUGGGAUUACUCUCAUUAUCCACUGAAUUUCAUGGGCCUGGUGACCCUUAUGUAUUUACCUGGAUGGGUGUUUCUUAGCUUUUACCAAGACUUGCUGUCUAAGAUGCUGCUGCGAGUAUGCUAUGUGUAGGUGAGGAGUGCAGCUCCUGAGCUGGGGUAUCUGGACCCAUAUGGGCAUUUA
Messenger RNA from Spea bombifrons (plains spadefoot toad), 1086 nucleotides. RefSeq names its product transmembrane protein 229A (gene TMEM229A). Lineage: Eukaryota; Metazoa; Chordata; Amphibia; Anura; Pelobatidae. Bases 67 to 1035 code for a protein of 322 amino acids. The record is from RefSeq and is a predicted model, not a curated record. The transcript has a single exon.